AUGGCAGAAGAAGAUGUCGAUGAAUGCCCUAUUUGUGCUCAGAAAAUGAUACUUCCCACGGCUGUGCCUGGAUGUGGGCAUAAAUUCUGUUUCCUGUGUAUCAAAGAGCUAAAUAUUAUAACUAUUAAAAUGGCAGAAGAAGAUGACGAUGAAUGCCCUAUUUGUGCUCAGAAAAUGAUACUUCCCACGGCUGUGCCUGGAUGUGGGCAUAAAUUCUGUUUUCUGUGUAUCAAAGGUGCCGCAUUUCGAACACAGGAGCGGUCAUGUCCGAUGUGUCGUGGGAAUGUCAGCACUUCUAUAUUUCGAAGCCCUGCCAUGCGCAAUAUCACUAUAGAUAUGCACGACCCGGAAUCACCCACUGUAGCGGAGAAGCCAUCAAGGCCGAAAUCAGACUGCUCC
Molecule: messenger RNA, 399 nt
Organism: Ostertagia ostertagi
Lineage: Eukaryota; Metazoa; Nematoda; Chromadorea; Rhabditida; Trichostrongylidae
Source: the annotation of a GenBank genome assembly